This is a messenger RNA of Ornithodoros turicata, 1020 nucleotides long. RefSeq lists its product as uncharacterized. The transcript has a single exon. Lineage: Eukaryota; Metazoa; Arthropoda; Arachnida; Ixodida; Argasidae. The coding region runs from base 1 to 1020 and encodes 339 amino acids. The record is from RefSeq and is a predicted model, not a curated record.
AUGCACACAGCUACGUCGUUUUCUCGGGAUGGUGAACUUCUACAGACGCUUUAUUCCCCAUUGCGCAGGCGUAUUACGGCUGUUCGAAGAGCUUCUACACUCUGCCCGCAAGGAUUCUACAGCCUGGCGUGCUCUCCCGAGCAAAUCGAGGCGUUUAACAAGGCAAAGCAUGCCUUAACAUGCUCCACCACGCUGGUCCAUCCUGUCAACGAAGCACCCACCUCGAUUAUGGUGGACCUGCAGCAACACAUAGGGGGUCAUUGGCAACCGUUAGCCUUCUUCUCGAAGAAGCUCUCAUCCACCGAACAGAAGUACAGCACGUUCGGUCGCGACCUCCUCGCCGCUUUCAUGGCCGUCAGGACCUUCCGUUAUUUCCUCGAGGACAAGCAGUUUGUCAUUUUUACUGACCACAAACCCCUGGUGCACGCAUACCAAUCCGGCAGCAGCCGCUACUCCUCUCGUGAAAUUAGGCAACUCGCUUUCCUAGCGGAGUUCCAGGCGACAUUCGAGCACGUGAAGGGGGGCGACAACGUUCCGGCUGUCACCCUCAGUCGCCUCUUUUCCGUUCAGCACAGACCAAUCAGCCUUGCAGAUCUCUCUCAGCAGCAGCAGAACGACCCGGGGUUGAAAAACCUCCUAUCAGGGCGUUCCUCGCUAAACCUGCAAGAAGUACAUUUUCCCGGACUCUCCGGACCCGUCGUCUGCGACAUUUCUACAGGCAUGCAGCGUCCUUUCUUUCCCCAAGGUCUCCGUCGUCCAAUCUUCGCGGCGUUUCACGGACUAUCCCACCCUGGAUUCAAGGCCACACAGCGACUUGUCAGUGCUCGUUAUGUGUGGCCAUCUAUGAACACUGACAUUCGCGCAUGGACGAGGUCGUGCGCGCCAUGCCAACGAGCCAAAGUCCACAGGCAAACAGCUCCUCCAUUGUCAACAUACCCACUACCCAGCAGUCGUUUCGACGAAGUCCACAUCGACAUAGUGGGCCCCUGCCCCCGUCGAACAACCAUCGUUUUCUCUUGA